Messenger RNA from Piliocolobus tephrosceles (Ugandan red Colobus), 2151 nucleotides. RefSeq names its product sterile alpha motif domain containing 11 (gene SAMD11). The transcript is spliced from 13 exons. The coding region runs from base 1 to 2058 and encodes 685 amino acids. The record is from RefSeq and is a predicted model, not a curated record. Lineage: Eukaryota; Metazoa; Chordata; Mammalia; Primates; Cercopithecidae. Gene Ontology annotation, molecular function: protein binding.
AUGUCCAAGGGGAUCCUGCAGGUGCAUCCUCCGAUCUGCGACUGCCCAGGCUGCCGAAUAUCCUCCCCGGUGAACCGGGGGCGGCUGGCAGACAAGAGGACGGUCGUCCUGCCUGCUGCCCGGAGCCUGAAGAAGGAGCGGACUCCCAGCUUCUCUGCCAGCGACGGUGACAGCGACGGGAGUGGUCCCACCUGUGGGCGGCGGCCAGGCUUGAAGCAGGAAGAUGGCCCGCACAUCCGUAUCAUGAAGAGAAGAGUCCACACCCACUGGGACCUGAACAUCUCGUUCCGAGAGACGUCCUGCAGCCAGGACGGCACCCUUCCCACCCUCACAUCCAGCAUCCACCGCAGCCGCCACCUCGUGAUGCCCGAGCAUCAGAGCCGCUGUGAAUUCCAGAGAGGCAGCCUGGAGAUUGGCCUGGGACCUGCAGGUGACCUGUUGGGCAAGAGGCUGGGCCGCUCCCCCCAUACCAGCAGCGACUGCUCUUCAGAGAAGAGGGCACGAAGCGAAUCCCCCCAAGAAGCACUGCUGCUGCCGCCAGAGCUGGGGCCCAGCAUGGCCCCGGAGGACCACUACCGUCGGCUCAUGUCGGCGCUGAGCGAGGCCAGCACCUUUGAGGACCCUCAGCGCCUCUACCACCUGGGCCUCCCCAGCCACGGUGAGGACCCACCCUGGCAUGAUCCCCCCCAUGUUGUCCCCCACCCAGAUCUCCUGAGGGUCCGGCAGGAGGUGGCAGCUUCAGCUCUGAGGGGCCCGAGUGGCCUGGAAGCCCACCUGCCCUCCUCCACGGCAGGUCCGCGUCGGAAGCAGGGCCUGGCUCAGCACCGGGAGGGCGCCGCCCCAGCUGUCGCCCCGUCCUUCUCGGAGAGGGAGCCGCCGCAGCCGCCCCCCUUGCUGUCGCCCCAGAAUGCCCCUCACAUCGCCCUGGGCCCCCAUCUCAGGCCCCCCUUCCUGGGGGUGCCCUCGGCUCUGUGCCAGACCCCAGGCUACGGCUUCCUGCCCCCAGCCCAGGCGGAGAUGUUCGCCCGGCAGCAGGAGCUCCUGCGGAAGCAAAACCUGGCCCGGCUGGAGCUGCCCGCCGACCUCCUGCGGCAGAGGGAGCUGGAGGGCGCGCGCCCACCGCUGCUGGCGCCCGAGGCCGCCCUGCGCCCCAACGACGGCGCCGAGGAGCUGCAGCGGCGCGGGGCCCUGCUGGUGCUGAACCACGGCGCGGCGCCAUUGCUGGCCCUGCCCCCCCAGGGGCCCCCGGGCUCCGGACCCCCCACCCCGUCCCGGGACUCUGCCCGGCGAGCCCCCCGGAAAGGGGGUCCCGGCUCUGCCUCGGCCCGGCCCAGCGAGUCCAAAGAGAUGACGGGGGCUAGGCUCUGGGCACAAGAUGGCUCGGAGGACGAGCCCCCCAAAGACUCGGACGGAGAGGACCCCGAGGCGGCAGCUGCUGGGUGCCGGGGGCCCACUCCGGGCCAAGCUCCAGCUGGAGGGGCCGGCGCCGAGGGGAAGGGGCUUUUCUCAGGGUCCACACUGCCCCCUCCGCUGCCCCUGGGCUUCCCCUAUGCCGUCAGCCCCUACUUUCACACAGGCGCCGUAGGGGGACUCUCCGUGGAUGGGGAGGAGGCCCCAGCCCCCGAGGACGUCAGCAAAUGGACCGUGGAUGAUGUCUGCAACUUCGUGGGGGGCCUGUCUGGCUGUGGAGAGUACACUCGGGUCUUCAGGGAGCAGGGGAUUGACGGGGAGACCCUGCCACUGCUGACGGAGGAGCACCUGCUGAGCACUAUGGGGCUGAAGCUGGGGCCCGCCCUUAAGAUCCGGGCCCAGGUGGCCAGGCGCCUGGGCCGAGUCUUCUACAUGGCCAGCUUCCCUGUGGCUCUGCCACUGCAGCCACCAACCCUGCAGGCCCCAGAGCGAGAACUUGGCACAGGAGAGCAGCCCUUGUCCCCCAAGACGGCCACAUCCCCCUAUGGAGGGGGCCACACCCUUGCUGGCCGAGCUUCACCCAAGCAGGAGAAUGGGACUUUGGCUCUACUUCCAGGGGCUCCUGACCCUUCCCAGCCUCUGUGUUGAGGUGGCCGGGGCUACGGGGUGGGGCCACACAAAUCUGCAGGAGCCACCACUCAGUACAAUGGCCCUGCCUCCCACAGCUUUAUUUCUUUUGGU